AUGUUCUCCCGACUAAGAGUAGCCACCACUCCCUGUGCGGUGGCAUGUCGCAGCGCACAUACGAAAGAAAAAGGCAAGCCACUGAUGUUAAACCCACGAACAAACAAGGGUAUGGCCUUUACAUUACAUGAACGACAGAUGCUUGGGUUGCAAGGACUUCUACCGCCUAAAAUAGAGACACAAGACAUUCAAGCGUUACGCUUCCAUAAGAAUUUGGCAAAAAUGACUGACCCCUUGGAAAAGUAUAUCUACAUAAUGGGAAUCCAAGAGAGAAAUGAAAAAUUAUUCUAUAGGGUAUUACAAGAUGAUAUUGAGCGGUUAAUGCCAAUUGUAUACACACCAACAGUAGGCCUUGCCUGCUCCCAGUAUGGUCACAUCUUCAGGAGACCAAAAGGAUUAUUUAUUUCUAUCUCAGACAGAGGCCAUAUAAGGUCAAUUGUGAACAACUGGCCAGAGAACGACGUUAAGGCUGUUGUCGUCACUGAUGGAGAAAGAAUACUGGGUCUUGGAGACCUAGGUGUGUAUGGGAUGGGAAUUCCAGUAGGAAAACUGUGUUUGUAUACAGCUUGUGCAGGAAUACAUCCAGAUAAAUGCUUGCCUGUGUGCAUCGACGUUGGAACUGAUAAUACAACACUCCUAAAAGAUCCAUUUUAUAUGGGCCUGUACCAAAAAAGGGAUCGCUCGCAGGUCUAUGAUGACUUAAUUGAUGAAUUUAUGGAAGCCAUUACAGACAGGUAUGGCCAGAACACCCUUAUCCAAUUUGAAGACUUUGGAAACCACAAUGCUUUUCGGUUUCUAAGAAAAUACAGAGAGAAAUACUGUACCUUCAAUGACGACAUUCAAGGGACAGCUUCAGUGGCCUUGGCAGGACUGCUGGCAGCACAGAAAGCCACCGGUAAACCACUUGCAGAGCAGAAAGUGCUGUUCCUUGGAGCAGGAGAGGCCGCCUUGGGAAUUGCAAACCUCAUUGUUAUGGCUAUGAUGGAAACCGGUGUUUCUGCUGAGGAAGCCUACAGGAGAAUAUGGAUGUUUGACAAAUAUGGUUUACUGGUUCAGGGCCGAGAGCAAAAGGUAGAUUCCUAUCAAGAACCAUUUACGCAUCAGGCUCCAGAGCAGAUACCAAAGACAUUUGUAGAGGCAGUGAACAUACUUCGGCCUUCAGCUAUCAUUGGAGUUGCAGGAGCUGGGCGGCUCUUCUCUCAGGAUGUGAUCAAAGCCAUGGCCUCUAUCAAUGAGCGACCCAUAAUAUUUGCACUAAGUAACCCUACAGUGAAAGCUGAAUGCACAGCAGAGGAAGCAUAUACGUUAACAGAGGGCCGUUGCUUGUUUGCCAGCGGCAGUCCCUUCGAGCUGGUGACUCUGAAAGAUGGCAGAACCUUCAAACCAGGCCAAGGAAACAAUGCUUAUAUUUUUCCAGGCGUGGCUCUCGCUGUGAUCCUCAGCAGUGUUCGGCAUAUUAGUGAUAAGGUUUUCCUAGAGGCUGCUAAGGCACUGACGGAACAGUUGACCGAUGAAGAACUUGCACAAGGACGACUUUAUCCUCCACUGUCUAAUAUCAGGGAAGUUUCUAUUUAUAUUGCUGUCAAGGUUAUGGAAUUUUUGUACGCAAACAACAUGGCUUUCCAUUACCCGGAACCUGCAGACAAGAACCGCUACAUUCGAUCAAAGGUUUGGACCUACGAAUACGAAUCUUUCAUGCCAGAUGUGUAUGACUGGCCUGAAUCUAAGGUUCACUGA
Molecule: messenger RNA, 1737 nt
Organism: Pelecanus crispus (Dalmatian pelican)
Lineage: Eukaryota; Metazoa; Chordata; Aves; Pelecaniformes; Pelecanidae
Source: RefSeq, a predicted model, not a curated record